This is a messenger RNA of Trachemys scripta elegans, 1041 nucleotides long. RefSeq names its product zinc finger protein 316-like. Lineage: Eukaryota; Metazoa; Chordata; Testudines; Emydidae. The record is from RefSeq and is a predicted model, not a curated record. Gene Ontology annotation, biological process: regulation of DNA-templated transcription. The transcript has 5 exons. Bases 1 to 1041 code for a protein of 346 amino acids.
AUGGAGCCCCCGAGCUCCCUGCUGGAGCCCGGUUCCCAGCCGGGGGGCGGAGGCAGGCGGCUCCCCCGGGGCUCCCCGGACAAGCCGCUGCCGGAGCCCCGCGAGCGGCAGGACGUGGAUCGGCCUGCCCUGGGCGAGGAGGGGAGCGGCCCGGCACUGGAGCUGGUGGUCGCAGUGGCUGGCUCCCAGGCGCCGGUGGGGUUCGAGGAGGUGGCCGUGUAUUUCUCCCGGGAGGAGUGGGGGCUCCUGGACGAAGGGCAGAGGCAGCUCUACAAGGACGUCAUGCAGGAGAAUUACCAGACUCUGAUCUCGCUGGGAUUCCCUGUCCCCGACCGGGCCGUGAUCUCCUGCAUGGAGCGAGGGGAAGAGCCGAGGGUCCCGGAUCUCCAGGACUCCAAGGAAAGGGAGAUCCUGAGAGGUGCCCACAUAGGUGCCGGGAGAGAGAAGGAGAAUUCCCAGCAGGAAGGGCCUGCAGGAGCGGAGCUGAAUGGGACGUCCCGGAGCCCUGAACGGGGAGAUGGCGGCAGAACAGGAUGGCAGCGGGCAGACAAGGAGCCAGGGUGCAGGCGCAGGAGGGCACGGCCCGUCAACUGCGGGGAUUGUGGGAAAAGCUUCAUGAAGAACUCAGAGUUAAUCAAACACCAGCGCACGCACACGGGUGAGAGGCCCUACCAGUGCCCUGACUGUGGGAGGUGCUUUGCCAUCCGCUCCAGCUUGGAUCGCCACCAGAGGGUCCACACCGGCGAGCGGCCCUUCCCCUGCACCCGCUGCGGGAAGAGCUUCAAGCUUAGCUCGGCCCUGAGCCGGCACCGGCGCGUCCAUGCUCAGGAGGGGCCCUGUUUCUGCGCUGAAUGCGGCAGGGGUUUCAGGCACAGUGCUGCACUAACCCAACACCAGGCUGAGCACCUGAACCAUGGAGACCCCACCAACGGACCUGUGGGGACACGGGUCUACAAGGACCCCUUUGUCCAGGCACGGGACCUUGAGGGGGAGGUUGGUGGGAUAUGGUAUGCUGAGCCUGUGAAAGAGGAGAGUGGGUGA